GACACAUGUUCUCGGACUACAAAGAGCACGAGCAGAAGAGGGGGACGGCAACAAGGAGGAAGAGAGGAGAGACUGAGAGGGACAGACAGAGUGAAAAAGUAGUCCAAAGGCAAAGAUCUGAACGCUGUUUUAGUUGACAUCUCUGAUGUUUUUUUGCUGUUGAGUUUGUGUACUGUGUUUGUCUGAGGAGUUGCAUCAGGUCUUGUGUCUUGUCGUGUGGGGAAAGUGGUUUAGGAGUCCCUGUGUUCUUCUGAAAUAGGUUUAAAGCUCUGUGUGUGUGUGUGUGUGUAUGUGUGUGUUUGUGGUUGAUGUGAGUGUUUGCGAGUGUGUUUUGGUAGCUGUGAGUGUUUGCGAAAGUGUGUGUCUGUGUGUGGGGCUGGGUAUGACUGUGGGGGUAUGGACGUCUGUGUGCUGUCUGAUGUAGGGGCAAAGGCAGCUGUUUCUACUGGCAUUCUGUGCAGGCACUAUCAGGUAUAGUGUGAGCUGGGUCUUCCUAUACUCUUGAGCUCAUUUGAUUCAAAGUGAGUGUGUGUGUGUAUGUGUGUUUUUCUGCAUGUGCUAAAUUGUGUUGCACUGCAUUGUGUGUGAAUGCUUUGUGCAACUAGAUUGCCCUGAGUGUGUUUCUGCAGUUUGAGUGUGUGUGUGUGUUUGUGUGUGUGUGUGCGUCCUUGGGUGUGUGUGUGCAUUAGCAGUAGUAGUUUGUUUAUUUAUAGCAUAGGGAUGGCAUCCUUCCUCCUCCUCUUCCUCUCCUCGUGUCCUCUCGUCGCCAUGGCAGCCAUGGACGCUUGCUAUGACGACGAGGGCCGCCCGAGUCGCUGCAUGCCCAAGUUCGAGAACGCGGCCUUCAACCGCUCCGUCACGGCGUCCAACACCUGCGGCUCUCCGCCCGAGGACUACUGCAUGCAGACGGGCUCGACGCGCUUCUGCCACACCUGCGACCUGUCCGUCCCCGAGCGCCACCACAGCGCCGCCUACCUGACCGACUUCCACAACGGCGACGAGCCCACCUGGUGGCAGAGCCAGUCCAUGUUCUACGGAGUCCAGCACCCAAACUCCAUCAACCUCACGCUGCAUCUGGGCAAGGCGUUCGAGAUCACCUACGUGCGUCUGAAGUUCUACACCAGCCGGCCGGAGAGCUUCGCCAUCUACAAGCGCUCGGAGGAGGGCGGCCCGUGGCGGCCGUACCAGUUCUACAGCGGCUCGUGCCGCAAGACGUACGGGCGCGACCCGCGCGGCUUCCUGAGGCCCGGCGCCGACGAGCGCGCGGCCCUCUGCACCGACGAGUUCAGCGACAUCUCGCCGCUCACCGGCGGCAACGUGGCCUUCUCCACGCUCGAGGGACGACCCAGCGCCUACAACUUCGACCAGAGCCCGGUGCUGCAGGACUGGGUGACGGCUACAGACCUGCUGAUAUCUCUGGACAGGCUCAACACGUUUGGAGACGAGUUCUUUAAGGAUGCAAAAGUGCUUCGCUCUUAUUUCUACGCCAUCUCUGAUUUCACCGUGGGUGGCAGGUGCAAGUGUAACGGGCAUUCCAGUGAGUGUGUGACAGGUGACACGGGCAAGCUGGAGUGUGUGUGCGAGCACAACACCGCAGGAGUGGACUGCCAGCUGUGUGCCCCUUUCUAUCAGGACCGGCCUUGGGCCCGCGCCACCGGCGAAUCCGCUAACGAGUGUGUGAAGUGUAACUGCAGUGGCCGCGCGGACACGUGUGUGUUUGACGCGGAGCAGUACCGCAGCACAGGCAGCGGGGGGCGCUGUUUAGGCUGCAGAGACCACACCGAUGGGCCUCAUUGUGAGACAUGCCAGCAGAACUUCUACAGACACUCACCACUGGAGCCAUGCACAAACUGCAGCUGCAAUGCCAUGGGCUCUGUCAGUCUGCAGUGUGACACACAGGGUGUGUGUGUGUGUCGUGAGCAUGUGAGGGGGCUGAAGUGUGACGCAUGUGAGCCUGGGUUCCACUCCCUCAGCCCAGCUGGAUGCAGGGGUUGUCAGUGUGAUGUAAGGGGCAGUGUGGGAGUGUGCUCUGCUGACGAUGGCCGCUGCCACUGCAAGACCAACGCAGAGGGACACAACUGUGACAGGUGUCGACCUGGCACAUAUAAUCUGCAGGAAGAGGACCCUGAAGGUUGCCAGCCCUGUUUCUGCUUUGGCCACUCCCUUGUCUGUUCGUCCUCCAAUCAGCACGCUCCAAUCAACAUCACCUCUAACUUCCUGGAUGACGCUGAGGGCUGGACAGGUCGUUUCUCAGACGACCAGGACUCUGCCCUGCUGUGGAAAGAGGGUGAGGUCUACCUGCUCCCCUACAGCGACCACGACAUGGGCUACUACUCCGCACCAGCUACGUUUCUGGGGAACCGGUUGCUAAGUUACGGGCAGACCCUCUGGAUCCGUUUCCUGUCGGAGAUUCCGGCACUCCUGCCCCAGAGCGUCUCCGUGGUGAUGGAGGGUUCCGGAAUGGUGCUGUCUGCCCAACUCUCUCCCCAGACUGACCGGCUAGCCCAAGGCCACAGCGAAGCAGUCUUCAGUCUCAGCUUCGCCUCGGAGGAUGGCUAA
This is a messenger RNA of Sardina pilchardus (European sardine), 2559 nucleotides long. Its product is annotated as laminin subunit gamma-3-like. Lineage: Eukaryota; Metazoa; Chordata; Actinopteri; Clupeiformes; Clupeidae. The record is from RefSeq and is a predicted model, not a curated record. Gene Ontology annotation, biological process: substrate adhesion-dependent cell spreading; tissue development; animal organ morphogenesis. The transcript is spliced from 11 exons. The coding region runs from base 721 to 2559 and encodes 612 amino acids. Gene Ontology annotation, cellular component: basement membrane.